This is a messenger RNA of Mya arenaria, 3669 nucleotides long. RefSeq lists its product as uncharacterized. Gene Ontology annotation, biological process: DNA integration. The record is from RefSeq and is a predicted model, not a curated record. Gene Ontology annotation, molecular function: nucleic acid binding. The transcript has a single exon. Lineage: Eukaryota; Metazoa; Mollusca; Bivalvia; Myida; Myidae. Bases 1 to 3669 code for a protein of 1222 amino acids.
AUGGCUCUAUCUGGAAUAUCUCCACCUGUGAUGAAUUGGGACUGUACAAACUUGCCGACCACGUGGGAAAAAUUUGAAAGGCACAUAAAACUGAUAUUCGCAGGACCUUUAAAAGACAAGACCGAAGAAGAAAAAGUAGCAUUCUUACUUAUUUGGGUCGGAGAAAAAGGACAAGAUGUUUCACAAUCAUGGACAUUAACAAAUGAAGAACAGAAGCAACUUGACACAUACUUCACAAAAUUCAAGAAACAUGUUCAGCCGAAACUAAACCCAGUAUUCGCCAGAUUCCAAUUUAACAACGAAAGGCAAGGAGAGGAUAGCAUAGAACAAUUCGUCACCAGACUAAAGUUAAAAAUAACGGAAUGCAAAUAUCAAGAAAAUACUGUGGACGAAAUGAUCAGAGAUAGAAUUGUAUUUGGUAUUAGUAAUCAAAAACUAAGAGAGAAACUAAUCAAUGAGGGCGAAACACUCACCUUAGAAAGGGCCAUUCAACUAUCUCAAAAUUUUGAAUAUUGUAAACAACAGAUGAAUAUUCUUAAUGCAAGAUCACCCCAAGAUGUCAACUACGUCAACAGCCGAGGUCGUGGACGUGGACAUGGACGCAGACCUGAGAUGCCAAGAGCGCAAAAUUCGCCGCAGAAUAGGAGGAAAGAACCGACUUGUGGAAAAUGUGGGACAAUACACAACCAAUCAGACAGAAGGAAGUGUCCAGCAUAUGGAAAACAAUGCAUACGGUGUAAGAAAUACAAUCACUGGAAAAUUGUAUGCCGGUCGAAGAAAGAUGUGCACCAAGUGACAAAUAACGUGUCGCAGAUGAGUGUGCAUGACAAUUCAGAGGAGGAGGAUUCGUGGAUGGAUAAUUACUUUUUAGAUACGGUAAGUCAUACACAAUCGUCCGCCCCAGAUCGUGCAUUUGUAAAUUUACGCAUUGGUCCACAUUUUCAAAACGUUACUUUCAAAAUUGACACAGGAAGCAGCGUAAAUACUUUGCCAAAACGCCACUUUGAAAAGCUCAAUGUCAAAUCGCCAUUAGAGGCUUCCGAAUCAAAUCUAACGUCUUACUCUGGUAACAAAAUACAAGUCGACGGUAAAAUUACACUCGCGUGCAAAUAUCGUUCGAAAACCGUGAACACAACGUUCUAUAUUGUAAGCAGUGAUGCACCGCCGUUAAUUGGGCUACAGACAUCUGUAGAUCUAGGAUUAAUACAACUGACUUACGCAAUUGACCGAGAGCAUGGCCAGCCAGUUAACAAAGAAUACGUCAUGUCAGAAUACCGUGACUUAUUCAAGGGCGUAGGUAUACUACCCGGAAAAAGCAAACUGUAUUUACGUGAAGACGCUAUACCGGUAAUAACGCCACCCAGACGCGUACCGGAAGCUUUAAAGUCGCGUUUAAAAGCCGAACUUGAUCAAAUGGUCAAAGACGAAAUCAUAUCGCCAGUUACGGAACCUACCGAUUGGGUUCAUCCAAUCGUAGUAGUUGAAAAACCGAACGGAAAGCUACGGAUCUGCCUGGAUCCAAAACCUCUCAAUGACUCGAUACGCAGACCGCACUACGCAAUGUCAACGCUAGAUGAUGUGACCGUUAAACUCGCCGGCGCGACACAAUUUAGCCUAUUAGAUUUGACACAUGCAUACUGGAGUGUACAAUUAGACGAAGAAUCUUCUUACCUAACUACAUUCGCAACGCCGUUUCAAAGAUAUCGAUUCUUACGUUUGCCGUAUGGAUGUAAAGCAUCGUCUGACAUUUUUUGUCAGAAGAUCAACGAAAUAUUUGAGGGAUUAUCAGGCAUUCACCCGCUGGUAGACGACAUUUUGAUUUGGGGACGAACCCCUGAGGAACAUGACAAAAACCUAAAUCAAGUCUUGCUACGCGCACGCGAACGCGGGAUAAAAUUCAACGCACAGAAAUGUUCAAUCGGUGUGAAAUCAGUUCCAUUCUUUGGUCACGUGAUCACCGACACUGGACUCACGGCCGAUCCUAAGAAAAUCGAGGCAAUUACGCAAUUGCAAAGGCCGGAUUGCCGCGAAAAGGUUGAAACACUAUUAGGAUUAGUUAAUUACCUAUCAAAAUUCGCCCCGAACCUAGCAGAGGUUACCGCGCCUAUCAGAAGCCUCCUGAAAAAGGACGUAGAGUUCCUGUGGGACGCCCCACAAGAGCAAGCAUUCUCAAAGGUCAAGGAAAUAAUAACACAGGCCCCAGUGCUAGGUUAUUAUGACCCUAAAAAGCCGCUUGUCGUCGAAACGGAUGCAAGCAAAUAUGGACUAGGUUGUUGUCUCAUGCAAGACGGAAAACCCAUCGCGUACGCAAGUAAGUCAUUAACGCAGACUGAAAUAGGUUACGCUGUCAUAGAAAAGGAACUCUUCGGGAUCUUAUUUGCAUUAAAAAGAUUCCAUCAAUUAACUUAUGGCAGAGAAGUUAUUGUGCACUGCGAUCAUAAACCAAUCUCAGCGAUAAUGAAAAAGCCAUUGUCGGCUGCCCCGCCGCGCCUUUCUAGAAUGUUACUCGCACUGUCAAAAUACGAGGUAAAUGUUCGCCACGUACCCGGCAAAAACAUACCUGUAAGUGACUGUCUCUCGAGACAAUCAUUACCCGAUACAUUUCCCGGAAUGAUCGACGGUUUGGACUAUCAUGUUCAUACAGUGCAAAAACAAUUACAUGUCACAGACAAACGACUCGAGAUCAUACGCGACGAAACUGCUAAAGACCCACAAAUGAUAAAAAUGAAACGGGCUAUAAGUCAAGGCUGGUCAGAGAAUAGGUCAAACUGUGAUCCAAGUAUCGUGGAAUUUUUCAAUCAUCGCGAUGAGAUAAGCACAGAGGAUGGUCUGAUAUUUCGAGGUCAUACGCUUGUUAUCCCGAAAUCAAUGCGAAAUGAGCUUGUAGAAAAGGUUCACUCAUCCCACCUGGGAAUUACAAAAACGCUUGAACGAGCCAAAGGCUCAUUAUUCUGGCCAGGCAUGUCUAAACAAGUUACUGAUUAUGUAACAAACUGCCCAAUCUGCCUUGCCCACAGGGAUGCGAAUGCUUCGCUACCAUUGAUCACAACUGAUUUCCCGGACAGGCCAUUUCAAAAAAUCGCGACGGAUCUUUUCCAUUUUCAUGGAAAAGAAUACCUAUUGACAAUAGACUACUACAGUAGAUUCUUUGAAGUAGAUUACCUACCAAACACAAGGUCACAGACAGUAAUUCUAAAAUUACAAAAACACAUGUCGCGAAUGUCAAUUCCCGAUGUAUUGGUAUCAGAUAAUCCUAGCCAGUACACCAGCGCUGAAUUUAAAAACUUCGCGAAAGAGUGGGGUUUCGAACACCGAACCUCAUCUCCAGGUCACCCGCAAAGUAACGGCCUUGCCGAAAAAGGUGUAGGUAUCGCGAAAAAGUUAAUGCAAAAAGCCAAGGACACUAAAUCUAAUCCUUAUUUAGCGUUACUAGAAUAUCGCAAUACUCCGUUGAAAUGCGGAUACACACCAAGUCAAUUAUUGUUAGGGCGCCGAACAAAAUCAAUCGUGCCGAUAACAAACAAAGCAUUAAAACCAACUUUGGUGAAUGAUCAUGAAGUACGAAAAAGAAUGAUCGAAUCGAAACAAAGACAAAAGUCAAAUUUUCAUAAGUCAGCACGAUCGUUACCACCAUUAUGUGAAGGUCAAUCUGUCCGUGUAAAAUUCUGA